Molecule: messenger RNA, 930 nt
Organism: Pogona vitticeps (central bearded dragon)
Lineage: Eukaryota; Metazoa; Chordata; Lepidosauria; Squamata; Agamidae
Source: RefSeq, a predicted model, not a curated record
AGAAAGUCCAGGCUUCAGGAAUGGUCCCCAAGCUCAGCUUCUCUGAAGGCAGGAAGAAAAUAAUCAUUCAGCAAUGGAUUGACCUCCCUCGCUCAGCCAUGCCUAUCUGUGGACCAAGCAACGCCAUCCCUUCCUGCGCUGCCACCCCCAGCGUUGGCUUUGGAUCCGAGAACGUGGGCUUCGGGGGCGCCUUAGGCCUUGGGGGCUUGGGUUCCAUUGGCAGCGGCUACGGGGGCUCCGUCUCCGCCGCUAGUCUCGGAGAGCUUCAAGGGGUCCCAGUUGAUUGCAUCGUCCAGCUCCGAGGAAGUCAGGUCACACUCGUUCCUCCUCCUUCCACUGUAGUCAUGCCAGGGAUGAUCUUGUCUGCAAACCCUGAAGGCGUUGAGGUCGGAGGCUACUCUCCCUGUGCUGUGCCCGGUUAUGGGCAAGGCUUGGGAUAUGGGGGAUUCGGUUCUGGGCUCCUUGGUUCCAGUGGCUACAACCAUGGGAGGGGUGGCCUUCUCGGAUAUGGGGGGCUCAGUUCUGGGUUCCUUGGUUCCAGGGGCUUGUGCAAUAGGAGGGGUAGCAUUUUCGGACGACGUGGAAGCAUCUGCCAGUAGCCCUAUGGCAACGUGUGCGUCUAGACCAGCGAAACCUGUGUGAUACUCGGAAGACCCCUGGAUGUUCCAAGAUGAUACGGACCCAUUGCUGAAUGAUUAUUUUCUUCCUGCCUUCGGAGAAGCUGAGCUUAAGGACCAUUCCUGAAGCCUGGACUUUCUCUGUGAACUUCGCCGUCUUUCCUUUCCUCUCCUUUCCCAUCUCGGCUUCUGAAAUUCUUGAUGUAAGAAAAACGAGUCACCAGAAUUCUGUUGUAACCUCUUGUCUUGCUACUUACCUUUGUGUUUUACUUCCAUCCUAUUGCCCACUCAUGUCUCAUGUUUUCAAUAAAGU